CUCUCUCUCUCUCUCUCUCUCUCUGUGUCUCUGUGCUUCCCCGCUUUGCAGGACUUUUGGUUUUGGGGGACUCCGUUUGGGGUGUUUUUGGUGGGGACACAGACACCCAUAGGUUCUUGACGCAGACUUUUUUUUGUAUCCCUGGACGCCCGUCGACGGACGCUCUCCAAUGUGCGCCAAACUCCUCGUUUUGGUUGUCGUCUACGGACUCGCAGCCUCAGGCAUGCUGGCAGUGCAGGGCAUGAAGGUGUACACGUCCUCCGAUGUGGAGGCAGUCAACGGCACCGACGUGCGGCUCAAGUGCACCUUCCAGAGCUCCGCCUCCAUCAACCUCAACAGCAUCACCGUCUCCUGGAGCUUCAGGCCCCUGGGGCCCGGCCGCGAGGAGUCGGUCUUCUACUACCACAUGAAGGCGUACCCGCCGCUGGAGGGCCGCUUCAGGAAGCGGGCCGUGUGGGCCGGGGACAUCAUGAGCCGCGACGCCUCCAUCAUCGUGCGGGAGGUGAAGUUCACCUACAACGGCACCUUCAGCUGCCAGAUCAAGAACCCGCCCGACGUCCACGGCAACGCCGGGGAGAUCCGCUUCCGCGUCGUCCACACAGCCUCCUUCUCUGAGCUGUUGCUCCUGGCGCUGGCCAUCGGGGGCGCCAUCGGCCUGGUGGUCAUCUUCCUGGUGGUCUUCGUGUCCUGCAGAAGGUGCGCCAAGAACAGGGCGCGGCAAAGGCACGCCGAGGUGGACCAGGAGUCCCCCCGCAAAGAGAGGAAAGAUCCCACGGCCUGCCACCCAUCGAGGGCGGUCCACCUGUAUGUGUCUCAGUCGUCUUUCGAGAUGGACAGUUCGGACGGCAUGAUCUCCACAGCCAGCUCCAACGAGCCCAGUUCCUCCUCAGAGGAAGAGAGGAGCACUGACGAGGAGGUGGGCGGGGACUCUGACUGAGGGAGUGACACAAAGACACACAGACAGAAAGACAGGAGGGAGAGGACGGAAUGGGGAAGGCCCAGGUGUGUCCGGUGAGACAUAGGACGGGCCUAAGCGCUCUGGGGCCGGCCCGGGCCAGCGGUAUGCCCGGGCAUAACAAAUGGACAAAGAGAGGCAGUCAGGCAGGGAAAGGUUCCCAUUUUCAGAAUUUCCUCGUUGUAGAACACUCAGCGUGUAAUAAUUGGACUCCCUAUGCAAAACCCUAUUUGCAUGAGGAGUGGGAUAUGUGUAAAAGGUGGUUGGGUCAGGGGGCUGGUAGUCUCUGAAGGGAAAGGUGGUGUUUUCUAUUUGCUCGGUGGAAAUGUGACCUGGGGGUCAUCAACCCUGAUGAAGGAAGGCGAUUUGAUGACCAGGUAGACCUCAAGGUCCCAUAACGAUAAGCCCUUCAUGUGGUGAUCAUUUUUUUUCCGAAAAUAAGGCUGUGAUAAAAUGUGUUGUUUUUGUUGUUAUUUAUUGUACCACAGAGAUUAUUAGCCUUCGUAUUAUCUAGCCCUUAAUCUCACAUAGCCAGACCUACACGAGGGCCUGGGGAGACACUCAGAACUGUGAUUGGAUGAUGAGCCCUCUGAAACCCAGAAGCAGCCGUUAUUUCAGUGGUUAGUCAGAUGACGGCCCACUCUGUCCCCGACCUUUCUUAUCCAACCCGUGUGCCAUCAUUUCCCUUUACCGGAUUGAAUUUGUGCUUGGACUUCUGAUGGAUUUAAGAACCCCCAGCCAGCGCGACUGAGGCCGUCGUUAAACAGCUCCUGCUAAUGCCUGCUAGCGUGAAUGUUGUAGCAUAGUGUUGAAGCACUUCAAUAAGUUUUGCUUGUGCAAAAACAAUAGGUCAUUUUAUCUUCAUUCAGUUGCAUGCGAGAAAACGACUGUGGCUAGUUGUAGAGGAGUAGAGGAGUCAAACUGUGAGUUAGCUUCAUGCACACGGCAGGAGAGUUGUGUGCAUGUGCACCAGUGUGUGUGUGUGUGUAUGUGUGUGGAAGGCCAGACGUAAGACACGCAGUGGGAUCUGAAAACCUCGGGUAAUUGCAAAAGAUUGUCCUUUAAAUACUUUUUUUAAGCAACCCUAGAACACAUAAAAAAGACUAACACAUUAUGAACUGAAAGCGAGGUGUGCAUCAUUUUCUACUUUUUGUAAAAGUUGUCUUCGUAAAAUGUGUUGCAGAUUUUGUAUUCUAUUUUAGCUUAUGCCAGCAAUAUUUUAAACCUGUUAUUGUUUUCAAAAUACGUGUAACUGUUUGUUCAAUUUUAAAAAAAAAUCUAUAUAUCGAUUAAGAUUUAAUAAAGAUGUUUUCAGAACUAAUAAAACUGGUUUUCUCGAAUACUGACUUCAGGUUCUGCACUCUCCCUCCGUUCCAUCCACACGGAUAUUUACAUUUACAUCCCACUUGGUCCAUAAAACAAGAAGCCCUUAAUUUGCAUGACAUGAUUUGAUAGGCAUCAUCUAUUAUGUAAAAGCCUCAAUCGUGUUAUGGAGUAGUUAUGAUUCCAACCAUUAUACUAGCUGGCCAUGCAUUUCAUCGAAUGCUUCCAUGGGUGUCCCAUCUACCCUCAGCUGUUUUCCUGCAAUGGGUUUCUAGUGGAAAUGGUUGACGCUAUUGUUUAUUGCUGUUUGUGAGGGGAAAUAUGCUGAUGGAUGUAUGCUUCUCUGAUUUCUAUCAAUGUGUGCUUAUUUGGAAAAUGAAAGCAUGGGUAUGAAUAUGUUAGCACCUGUUAUUGGAUAUGCUUGGGAUUUUGUGCGUGUGUGUGUGUGUGUGCGUCCAUCAGAGUGUUUUGAUGCAUGCACAUAUUUGUGGCAUUGAUCAAAGUCUAUUCCUCUGAUACAGCAUUGGUUACUGACCGACAGAGAGCCCGUGUGUGUGGAUAUGUGAGUGCUUGUGUGUGUUUGAGUGUAUAAAUGCCCUGGAUUAAAGUAGGGACACCAAACAGCAUUAGCAGGGAGAUAAAAGAGUUGAAAGUCAAGGAGUCCAUUUAUCUCAGGUAAACGUUUGCUGUGGUGGAGAUGGAGGAAGGGUAUCUGAGGUAAGUGGGUAAAGUAACACUCGCGACUGCACAUAAAAAACAACUUGUGGCGCCACGGUUCCUGUUCAUGAGCUCAGCGCGUCGCCCCCGCUGAUAUCUCCUCCUCAACCAGGGAUGCAGAGCGGGGACCCGGUCCCGCACAGAGGGGAGCUUUUAUUUAAGCUAUAAUAAAAUAUUUUCCUAAAGUGAAAGUCUGUGUGUUUUCUCAGUCAGAAUGACUCUGCUGCGAAGGUCACGCCCUCUAGUGGGAACUUUGUUUUUGUUUUUAAAUUAUCUGAAAUGGAAAAAAAAAGAAACAAACCUCGGUGAGUCACUGUUUCGGAGAAAAGGGUAAGGCUACGAAACAAGUCAAACUCAGAGGUUGUGUUUGGGAAACGGAAAGAAUAAUGAUGCAGCCUAUUCUUACGAAAUUUAAAAAGAUAUUGUGGUGUAUUAGUCAGCCUUUUCUUUUGAAACUCUUGCCAACUUAGUAUCUGUCUGCAUUCCAUGUGAAGGUAGGUUGGUUUCUUGGAACAGUCAUCACCAACAGUCAUCACUGACACAUAAUCCUCCAUCUGCAUGCUGUUACAUGAAACAUGCAGUCUAUAAUGCACUGUAACUAUGCUGUCGGACUCCAGUUUCCUUUCUCUCUUCACAUCCAGUAUAAACCAUUCAACCAUAUCUCCCUGCUAUCAUCACCUUCCCACAAGGCUCCUGCA
Messenger RNA from Gadus chalcogrammus (walleye pollock), 3693 nucleotides. RefSeq names its product myelin protein zero-like protein 2. The transcript is spliced from 5 exons. NCBI's taxonomy places the organism in Eukaryota, Metazoa, Chordata, Actinopteri, Gadiformes, Gadidae. The record is from RefSeq and is a predicted model, not a curated record. Gene Ontology annotation, cellular component: membrane. Gene Ontology annotation, biological process: cell-cell adhesion. The coding region runs from base 170 to 937 and encodes 255 amino acids.